Molecule: messenger RNA, 1233 nt
Organism: Drosophila suzukii
Lineage: Eukaryota; Metazoa; Arthropoda; Insecta; Diptera; Drosophilidae
Product: dnaJ homolog subfamily C member 17
Biological process (GO): spliceosomal complex disassembly
Cellular component (GO): spliceosomal complex
Molecular function (GO): nucleic acid binding
Source: RefSeq, a predicted model, not a curated record
UUAUUAGAAGCCGGCUGCAGUUGUGAAACUAAUCAGCGGCUAUUAAAAAGUAUAUUUUAUUAAAUAUUUAUAUUUAUUUAUAAUUAGUUGGUGUAGUCAAAAACAAGUUAUUCCCAGAACAGCUGAUUCAGUAUCGUUUGGUAAACAAUUUGCCCAGCAAAUAUUUUGUUUAUGAUUUAUUGGAAUUGUGAAAUUAGUAAUUAUAACUAAAAUAUAUUAGGAUAAAGUAUAUUUAUAACAGCAAAUCAAAUGGCGAGCAAAAAGUUUAGCGACAUCAAUCUGUACGAUCUUUUGGGCAUUUCCCUGGAGGCCGAUCAAAAUGAGAUACGGAAGGCGUACCGCAAAAGGGCGCUCGAUUGCCAUCCCGACAAGAAUCCGGAUAACCCCAAGGCGGUGGAGCGCUUUCACGAGCUGUCCAAGGCCCUGGAGAUCCUCACGGAUGAAUCCGCCCGUGCGGCCUACGACAAAGUGCUGAAGGCUAAGAAGGCGGCGGAGCUAAGGAGUCGCCAGCUGGACGGGAAGCGGCAGAAGCUCAAGCAGGAGCUGGAGGAACGAGAACGGGCGGCCAUGCACAAGCUGGCCAAGGCCCAGCCCUACAGCACAGUGGCCAAGAGCGACGAGGAGCUGCUGCAGGAGCAGAUCGAGCGACUGAGGCGGGAGGGAUCCCGGCUGCUCGAGGAGGAGCAGCGGGCCAUGCAGGAGCAGUUCCGGCGAAAUCACGCCGAGAAACAGAAGCUCCUGCAACAGCCGGCCCAGUUCGAUUCGGCCCAGCAUCGCAUCAAGAUGAAGUGGAAGGCCGAACCCGGCCAGGAUUACACACAGGAGCAGCUGCUCAAGUACCUCAAGAAAUACGGUGACGUGGUGGCCCUGGUGGUCAACAGCAAGCGACGCGGACGCGCCAUGGUGGAGCUGGCCACCCGGGAAGCCUGCGACAUGGUGUUGGCCUACGAAAAGGGCGAUCCCGCCAAACCACUGCACUUCGAAUGGGUAACGCCGCCUGCGGAUGAGAAGCAGCCAUCCAAUUCAUCCGCCACAGGGAGCACUGGCUCAACCACCGACUACGAGGACCUGGUCAUGCGGAAGAUGCGGCAGGCCGAGGAGCGGAAGCGGCUAAUCGAGCAGAUGAUGAAGGACGAGGAGGGCGAAUAGACUAAAUUAUUUAAGAUCUGUUAUUUAAAUAUUUACAAUUAGGUAACGAUAAGCACAACUAAGAAAGCAAAAUCUUUUCAUUGU